Molecule: messenger RNA, 129 nt
Organism: Gorilla gorilla gorilla (western lowland gorilla)
Lineage: Eukaryota; Metazoa; Chordata; Mammalia; Primates; Hominidae
Product: thymosin beta-11
Exons: 1
Coding region: 1-129 (42 amino acids)
Biological process (GO): actin filament organization; regulation of cell migration
Cellular component (GO): cytoplasm
Molecular function (GO): actin monomer binding
Source: RefSeq, a predicted model, not a curated record
AUGGCACACAAACUGGACCUGGAAGAAAUUGCCAGCUUGGAUAAGGCCAAGCUGAAGGCCACAGACAUGCAGAACACUCUGCCGACCAAAGAGACCACAGAGCAGGAGAAGUGGAGGGAGAUUUCCUGA